This is a messenger RNA of Eurytemora carolleeae, 1512 nucleotides long. RefSeq names its product cytochrome c oxidase subunit NDUFA4. The record is from RefSeq and is a predicted model, not a curated record. Bases 1102 to 1446 code for a protein of 114 amino acids. The transcript has 5 exons. Lineage: Eukaryota; Metazoa; Arthropoda; Copepoda; Calanoida; Temoridae.
UCAGUUUCAUUUUAACGUUACAUUAAAGAAAUACUAAUAUUUACUUUCAAAACGUAAAGCUGAAAUGACUGAACCAGAUUUUGUGAUAAGUCAGUGAAAGAUAAUUUCAGAAGUUCACAUUUAUAGAAUUGAACAGAAUUUUGUAUGCAAAAUAAUAAAAUAUAAUCCUUAGAAAUAAGGGCUAAAGUCGAAGUGCGAAUGCUAUAAAAAGUGUGAAAGAAAUCAUAAAACUCCAAUAAUACUGUUGGCGUUGGAUCCCUUAAUAGUUGAAGAAAAUUCAUAGACAGGGUUAUCCACAAAGGAUGAGACUUAGGAAUAGACUGGGGGGAAUUUGUUCAUAUUUAUUCUUAAUUUCUCGUUCCCGUGCAGUUGCAAUUAUAUUGCAUAAGUAUUUCUUUUCUAAAUCAGUUUAUAAACCAUCUAAAUACUAUAUUCAAUGCAAAAUACAAGGCUACAACCUUCAACUCGAUAUAUAACAUGUAUUGGUCGUCCAUAAAGUAUAAUCUUUCGUGGGUACAAUUCACAUUUCGUUUACAGAGCGUUCCAUAUCAUAUUUGAUUAUAUCCAAGCUUUAACGUCAAUUAUGCGCACAUAUUACUCGAACAACCUUAUAUGUUUUUUAAAUGAUUAAUUCUUCUAAAAUUUUCUGAUUAGUCUCGAAAAUUAUAAUUUAAAGGCAUUAACGAUCCAAUAUAACCUGUGGGACACCCUGUAUUUUAUGACAAACAGAAUACAACUUUAUAUUUAUAGAUAUAUUUAAUUAACCGCCCUUUGAACAACAUUACCCACCAAAGAUUCCAUCAGCAUAGAAAUGUUAAGGUUACUUAACGUUUUUUGGGACAAUUAAGAAAAAUAACGAUCCGCUGGCCAAUCGGCGAAGUUUUUAUGAAUAAAAAAUCGCGCAAUAAAAUGGUCUAAAAUGACUUUUUUCAGAAAAUAUAAAUUUCCGAAGACCAAUUUUACCUGCAGAACAUCCCUCGCUACGAUCUGAAUAUUUUGUCGGCAUAAUUGGUCUUUUGAGCCCUUGUUUCCACACCUUCCAGUAACUUCACAUGUAUUCAAAGUUGAACAACUACAUUCACAGAUAAGAAGAAAACCAGGAUGCAUAUCACAAGGUGUCUGAGGACUAAUCCUGGAUACAUUUAUGGAACUUUCAAGUCCUCUAAGGGAGGAAGAUUACAAAAUAAUUCUAUUCCACAGGGUUUGACUGUUAAAACGUUGAAACGGCAUUAUGAACUGCAACCAUUGUUUGGUAUUCUAGCUGGAGCUAUGGUGUUGGUUGCUAGCUACGCGAUCAGAGCUGCAGUAUAUGCUACGGAUGUAAACUGGAGGAAAAGUAAGACUCCCUGGGACACCUACGGAUACUACGACGGGAAGCAGUACAAGUUCCUCAAUCCCUCGGGGAUAGAUUACAAGGAGUACGGCAAGGAGCGCCCAAGAUUUUGAUUUUUAAUAAGUGUGUUGUGUAAAUUAUUUAUUAAAAUGUUGAAUUUAUUAUAAAGUAAAUUAUUU